Molossus molossus (Pallas's mastiff bat) is the source of this 1682-nucleotide messenger RNA. RefSeq names its product yrdC N6-threonylcarbamoyltransferase domain containing (gene YRDC). Gene Ontology annotation, biological process: regulation of translational fidelity. Bases 23 to 865 code for a protein of 280 amino acids. NCBI's taxonomy places the organism in Eukaryota, Metazoa, Chordata, Mammalia, Chiroptera, Molossidae. The record is from RefSeq and is a predicted model, not a curated record. Gene Ontology annotation, cellular component: cytoplasm. The transcript has 5 exons. Gene Ontology annotation, molecular function: nucleotidyltransferase activity; tRNA binding; double-stranded RNA binding.
UCCCGGAAGCGGGCCUAGGCGGAUGUCUCCUGCGCGUCCCUGCAAGGGGCUGAGGGCCGCGGUGGCUGCCAGCGUGGGGUUGAGCGAAGGGCCGGCGGGCUCCGCCCGGAGCGGCCGCCUCCUCCGCCCUCCGAGUCCCGCUCGGGCGGCGCCGGGGUGCCGGCUGUUGCGACUCCCGGGGAACGGGGCCGCGCGGUCCGCAAGCCCCGAGCGCGCCGGUUGGACCGAGGCGCUGCGGGCUGCCGUGGCCGAGCUGCGCGCCGGCGCCGUGGUGGCCGUCCCCACCGAUACGCUGUACGGCCUGGCCUGCUCGGCGAGCUGCUCGGCGGCACUGGGCGCUGUGUACCGCAUCAAGGGCCGCAGGGAGGCCAAGCCGCUGGCCGUGUGCCUGGGCCGCGUGGCCGACGUCUACAGGUACUGUCAUGUGAGAGUACCCGAGGGGCUUCUGAAAGACCUAUUACCAGGACCAGUGACCCUGGUGAUGGAACGCUCGGAGGAACUCAAUAAGGACCUGAACCCCUUCACUCCUCUUGUAGGCAUCCGUAUUCCAGACCAUGCCUUCAUGCAGGACUUGGCCCAGAUGUUUGGGGGACCUCUUGCUCUCACCAGUGCCAACCUCAGCUCCCAGGCCAGUUCUCUGAAUGUCAAGGAGUUCCAGGACCUCUGGCCUCAGUUGUCCCUGGUAGUUGAUGGCGGACCAAUUGGGGAUGGCCAGAGCCCUGAGUGUCGCCUAGGCUCAACUGUGGUUGACUUGUCUGUGCCUGGAAAGUUUGGCAUCAUUCGUCCAGGCUGUGCCCUGGAAAAUACUACGGCUGUCCUCCAGCAGAAGUACGGGCUGCUCCCAUCACAUGGAUCCUGCUUCUGAAACUCGGGAGGCAGGAGGGCCAGGGUGAUGCUGGACACUGUGUGUCUGUCCACUGGUGGCUGGCAAGGCCUCAUUUGCAGAGGCCACUGGGGCCACAGCUUCACUGGAUCUGACACUUUUAAGGCAGUUUGUCUUUCUGGACACUGGACCAGGCCCCAGCAGCUGCUGGCUCAGCUUCACGCCUGGGGGAGGGGGCUAUAUUUAUUAUCUGUAAUUUCGUAUGUCAGUCAAAAGCCAAAUAGAGACUUUAAGAACAUUUCUAGAAUGUUCUUAUUCUGGUCAGUCUUCUUUCCUUUCUCUCCUUUUUAAAGUUUUGAAAUAUAAUUUAAAUUACAUUUGGAAUCUAGUAUGAGGUGGUGGCAUUUAAGGUCCAAAUGGCUAGAGCGCCAAAAAUUGGUGCUGUUUCAAAGUCUCAGGUGACCAAAGGCGUGCGUUUUGUGCUCCUCCAGCUGGACCAGGUUAGCAUAAAGAUUAUAGAGCCACAGGCCAAACACUCUUUCCUCUGAACUAGGGGCUGGUGGUGUGGCCUGCUGUGAUUGCCUGGCAGUCGUCAUAUUGGUCUGAUGGAGGAAGUCAGCUCAGUUGGCAGGGAAUGGGAUGAGGGGUCCAAAUUAGAGAGUAUUGGAAAAUAAAUCUCUACUAUCUCUUUCAGACAGUGACUUUUCUUAUUCAUAAAAAAAUUAUAAUUAUGCUUAUAAUACCUUUAUUUAAAUCCAGUGUCCACUCAGCAGCCUUUGUGUGUAUUCAUAUGUAUACCAAGUGUUAAACAUUGUUAUUAUCGGCCAUUUGAACUUUGUUUUUCUUUGAUAGAAAAUAA